AUGGCGCGAAGUACCACCCUGAUCCUCCUCCUCUUAACAGUAACACUCAUCUCCUUCUUCACCGUCUCCGGCGCCACCGCCCCUCCGACCUAUCGCCGCCGCCGCCACACGUCGCCGCUAACCCACAUCCACCGCCGCCGCCCGAUCGUGGCUGCGGCGGCAGGUGGGGGAGUGCCGACGCAGGUGAGGUACGAGACCAAGUACUACGAGCAGCGGCUGGACCACUUCGACGCGCUGCCGGCCAGCUACCGGACGUUCCCGCAGCGGUACCUGGUGAACGGCACCUACUGGGGCGGGAAGACGUCGCCCGUGUUCCUCUAUGCCGGCAACGAGGGCAACGUGGAGCUCUUCACCAACAACACCGGGUUCAUGUGGGAGCUCGCGCCCCGCUUCCGCGCCCUCCUCCUCUUCGUCGAGCACCGGUAUUAUGGGAAGUCGUUUCCGUUCGGGAGCGAGGAGGCGGCGUUCAGGAACACGAGCACGGUGGGAUACCUGACCACGACGCAGGCGGUGGCGGACCUGGCCACACUCGUGCAGAGCCUCAAGUCCAACCUUAGCGCCCACGCCGCGCCGGUCAUCGUCUUCGGCGGAUCCUACGGCGGCAUGCUGGCGGCGUGGGUGCGGAUGAAGUACCCGCACGUGGUGAUGGGCGCCGUGGCCUCGUCGGCGCCCAUCCUCGGCUUCUACGGCCUCGCCGACCCCUACGCGUUCUAUGACGUCAUCUCCAACGACUUCAAGAGCGAGAGCAAGAAUUGCCACGACGUGCUGAUGAAAUCGUGGGGCGAGCUGGACAAGGCGCUCUCCAACGACGCCGGCCGCGCGGACCUCAACAGUACCUUCAAAAUGUGCCGAGCUAGUACCGUGGACGCAAUACCGGACUUGCUGGACACCGCCCUGACCUACUCCGCCAUGACGGACUACCCGACCUCGUCCGGCUUCCUCACGCCUCUCCCGCCCUACCCAGUCAAAGAGAUGUGCCGGGCAAUUGACCACCCGAAGUCGGGGAACGACACGUUCGCGCGGAUCAAGGGCGCCUUGGACGUGUACUACAACCACACGGGCGCCGAGCCCUGCUUGGGAGACGCCACGGAGAGCGACCCUUAUGGCAUGUUCGACGGCUGGGACUGGCAGGCCUGCACGGAGAUGAUCCUCAUGACCUACGGGGUCCGCAAUGGCACGGUCUUCCCGCCGGAGCCCUUCAACUUCACGGACCUCCUCGCCGGCUGCCGCGCCUCCACUGGCCUCCCACCACGACCUUACUGGAUCCCCACUGAGUUCGGCGGCUUCGAUAUUAAGCAUGUCUUGAGGAGGUCAGCGAGCAACAUCAUCUUCUUCAAUGGGCUCCGGGAUCCGUGGAGCAGCGGCGGGGUACUCAAGAGCAUCUCCAAUAGUAUCAUUGCGCUGGUUGAACCAAAAGGGUCACACCACGUAGACCUGAGAUUCUCCACGAAAGAAGACCCUGAAUGGCUUAAGCAAGUGCGGAUUAAGGAGACGAGAAUCAUAGCGCAUUGGCUCAGACAAUACUACAAAGAGGAGACCAUAGAUAGUCCUUAGCUAGGUCUAGGUGUAUAUGAUCCAUGCCAUAUAUAUGUAGGGGAGUGGUCAAUUUAUUCUAGCUUAUUUAUUGAUAUUUUAUUUGCAUUUUUAUUGCUGGUACAUUACUAUUAACUUUGAAGGGUCACAGAGUAAUUAAUAACAGAUUUAGAUCA
Molecule: messenger RNA, 1709 nt
Organism: Brachypodium distachyon (stiff brome)
Lineage: Eukaryota; Viridiplantae; Streptophyta; Magnoliopsida; Poales; Poaceae
Product: lysosomal Pro-X carboxypeptidase
Exons: 9
Coding region: 1-1554 (517 amino acids)
Biological process (GO): proteolysis
Molecular function (GO): dipeptidyl-peptidase activity; serine-type exopeptidase activity
Source: RefSeq, a predicted model, not a curated record